GGGAGCCAAGGCGAGGCGCAAUGAGGCGCAGCAAGGCUGACGUGGAGCGGUACAUCGCCUCGGUGCAGGGGUCCGCCCCGUCGCCCCGAGAGAAGUCAAUGAAAGGAUUCUACUUUGCGAAGCUGUACUAUGAAGCUAAAGAAUAUGAUCUUGCUAAAAAAUACAUAUGUACAUAUAUUAAUGUGCAAGAGAGGGAUCCGAAAGCUCACAGAUUUCUAGGUCUUCUUUAUGAAGUAGAAGAAAACAUUGACAAAGCUGUUGAAUGUUAUAAGCGAUCAGUGGAAUUAAACCCAACACAAAAAGAUCUUGUGCUGAAGAUUGCAGAAUUGCUUUGUAAAAAUGCUGUUACUGAUGGAAGAACAAAGUAUUGGGUUGAAAGAGCAGCUAAACUUUUCCCGGGAAGUCCUGCGAUUUAUAAACUAAAGGAGCAGCUUUUAGAUUGUAAAGGUGAAGAUGGAUGGAAUAAACUUUUUGACUUGAUUCAGUCAGAACUUUAUGCAAGACCUGAUGAUGUCUAUGUGAAUAUUCGGCUAGUAGAACUGUAUCGGUCAAAUAACAGAUGGAAGGAUGCUGUGGCCCAUUGCCAUGAGGCAGGAAAAAACAUAGCUUUACGUUCAAGUUUAGAAUGGAAUUCAUGUGUCGUGCAGACCCUUACGGACUACCUGGACUCUUUACAGUGUUUGGACACUGAUAAAAAUGACUGGAGAGCAACCAAUAGAGACUUUCUUCUGGCUUAUGCUAACCUUACAUUUCUUACACUUUGCGCUAGGGAUGUGCAGGAAUGUAGAGAACUGUUGGAAAAUUUUGAUGGCGCUCUUCAGUCUCUGAAAUCUUUGGUGGGUGGAAAUGAUGAACUCUCAGCGACUUUCUUAGAAAUGAAAGGACACUUCUACAUGCAUGCCGGUUCUCUGCUUUUGAAGAUGGGCCAGCACAGUGAUGUACAGUGGCGAGCACUCUCUGAGCUGGCUGCACUUUGCUAUCUCAUAGCAUUUCAAGUUCCAAGACCAAAGAUUAAACUAAUAAAAGGAGAAGCUGGACAAAGUCUAUUGGAAAUGAUGGCCUAUGAUCGUCUCAGCCAAUCAGGGCACAUGCUGCUAAACUUAAGUCAUGGAAAGCAAGAUUUCUUGAAAGAGGUCGUGGAGUCCUUUGCCAACAAGAGUGGGCAGUCUGCUUUAUAUGAUGCUCUGUUCUCCAGCCAGUCAGCUAAGGACAGCUCUUUCCUUGGUAGUGAUGAUAUCGCAGACAUUGAUGUGCGAGCCCCGGAGCCUGACGAAUUGGCUAGAUAUGAUGUUGGUGCCAUUCGAGCACACAAUGGGAGUCUGCAGCACCUUACUUGGCUUGGCUUACAGUGGAAUUCACUGCCCUCCUCACCAGCAAUCAGAAAAUGGCUAAAACAGCUUUUUCAUCAUUUGCCCCAGGAAACCUCAAGACUCGAAACAAAUGCACCUGAAUCAAUAUGUAUUUUAGAUCUUGAGGUGUUUCUUCUGGGAGUAAUAUAUACCAGCCACUUACAGCUAAAAGAGAAAUGUAAUUCUCACUAUAAUUUCUAUCAGCCAUUGUGUUUACCUCUUCCUGUUUGCAAACAGCUGUGUACAGAAAGACAAAAAUCUUGGUGGGAUGCAGUUUGUAAUCUGAUUCACAGAAAAGCAAUACCUGGCACCUCAGCAAAAUUGCGACUUCUAGUCCAGCGUGAAAUAAAUACCCUAAGGGCUCAGGAGAAACAUGGCCUUCAGCCUGCUCUGCUUAUAUACUGGGCAAAAUGUCUUCAGAAAACGGGCAGUGAACUUAAUUCGUUUUAUGAUCAACGGGAAUACAUAGGCAGAAGUGUUUAUUAUUGGAAGAAGAUAUUACCAUUUUUGAAGACAAUCAAGAAGAAGACCAGUGUUCCUGAACCCACAGAUCCUCUGUUCAAACAUUUUCAUAGUGCAGACAUACAGGUGUCUGAAAUUGGUGAACACGAAGAAGCAGCACAAAUAGCAUUUGCUAUAUUGGAUGCAAUUAACGGAAAUAUAGAAGAUGCUAUGACUACAUUUGAAUCUGUAAAAAAUGUUGUUUCUUACUGGCAUCUUGCACUGAUUUUUCACAGGAAAUCAGAAGACAUUGAAAAUGAUUCCCUUUCUCUUGAAGAACAAGAAGAAUGCAAAAAUUAUUUGAGAAAAUCCAGGGACUAUCUGAUAAAAAUCUUAGAUGAUAGUGACUCAAAUCCAGCAGUGAUUAAGAAAUUACCUGUGCCUCUGGAGUCUGUAAAGGAGCUGCUUAAUUCAGUCAUGCAAGAACUUGAAGACUAUAGUGAAGGAGGUCCUCUUUAUAAAAACGGUUCUUUGAGAAAUGCUGAUUCAGAAAUAAAACAUUCUACACCAUCUCCCACCAAGUAUUCUCUGUCACCUAAUAAAAGUUAUAAAUAUUCUCCUAAAACACCACCUCGAUGGGCAGAAGAUCAAAAUUCUCUGCUGAAAAUGAUCUGCCAACAAGUAGAAGCUAUUAAGAAAGAAAUGCAGGCAUUGAAACUAAGUAGCAGUAACUCAGCAUCCCCUCAUCGUUGGCCCACAGAGAAUUAUGGAGCAGACUCGGUGCCUGAUGGCUAUCAAGGAUCACAAACGUUUCAUGCAGCUCCACUAACAGUUGCAACUACUGGUCCAUCAGUGUAUUAUAGUCAGUCACCAGCAUAUAAUUCCCAGUAUCUUCUCAGACCAGCAGCUAAUGUUACUCCCACAAAGGGUCCAGUUUAUGGUCUGAAUAGACUUCCCCCUCAGCAGCAUAUUUAUGCUUAUUCACAACAGAUGCACACACCACCAGUACAAAACUCAUCUGCUUGUAUGUUUUCUCAAGAGAUCUAUGGUCCUCCCCUGCGCUUUGAGUCUCCUGCAACAGGAAUUUUAUCACCCCGGAGUGAUGAUUACUUUAAUUACAAUGUUCAACAGACAAACACAAAUCCACCUUUGCCAGAACCAGGUUAUUUCACAAAACCUCCAGUUUCAGCUCAUGCUUCAAGAUCUGCAGAAUCUAAGGUUAUCGAGUUUGGAAAAUCUAAUUUUGCUCAGCCUGUUUCAGGUGAAGGAAUAAGGCCAUCUCUGACAACACCAGCACAUGCAACGCAACCAGCUCCUUUUAAAUUUAACUCAAAUUUCAAAUCAAAUGACGGUGACUUUACGUUUUCCUCACCACAGGUUGUGACUCAGCCCCCUUCUACAGCUUACAAUAACAGUGAACGCCUUUUGGGGCUUCUGACUUCAGAGAAACCACUGCAAGGAGAUGGCUAUAGUGGACCAAAACCUACACCUGGUCAAACCAUUGGACCUCGAAAUACUUUCAACUUUGGAAACCAAACUGUGUCUGGAAUUUCCUUUACAGAAAAUACGGGGCCAACUCGGCAAACAAAUUCUGGUUUUCGCCUAAGCAAUGAUACGUUUACUUUCCAUGGUUCAGGGAAAGCCGUGUUUGGAACACCAGCUCCAGAGUUGGCGCACAAGAACCAUGAAACAGAUGGAAGCAGUGCUCAAGUUGAUGAAGAUGAUGAUGGCCCUCACUUUGAGCCGGUGGUACCUCUUCCGGAUAAAAUUGAAGUGAAAACUGGUGAGGAAGACGAGGAAGAAUUCUUUUGUAAUCGUGCAAAAUUAUUCCGUUUUGAUGCAGAAUCCAAAGAAUGGAAGGAACGGGGCGUUGGCAAUGUGAAAAUCCUAAGGCAUAAAACAUCUGGUAAAAUUCGUCUUCUAAUGAGACGAGAGCAGGUUUUGAAGAUCUGUGCGAACCAUUAUAUAAGCCCCGAGAUGAGACUGACUCCAAACGCUGGCUCAGACAGAUCUUUCGUGUGGCACGCUCUUGAUUAUGCAGACGAGUCCCCGAAGCCAGAACAGCUUGCUAUAAGAUUCAAAACUCCCGAGGAAGCAGCACUUUUUAAGUGCAAGUUUGAAGAGGCCCAGAACAUUUUAAAAGCCUCAGGAGCAAAUGUAGCCACACCGACAAAUCAGACUCCCAGAACUGUAAAAGAGCCCCUAAGUCGUGACAAUAAGGAUAUUUGCAAACCUGAUGCCGGAAGUUUGAAUUUUGAAUUUCAGUUUGCAAAGAAAGAAGGUUCUUGGUGGCAUUGUAAUAGCUGCUCACUAAAGAAUGCUGCAACUGCUAAGAAAUGUGUAUCGUGCCAAAAUCUAAAACCAAGUAAUAAAGAACUCUCUGGCCCACCAUUAGUUGAAACUGCUCCCACUUUUAAAAUUGGCCUAGAAAGUGUUCAGGAUAGAUUUGCAAUGAGGACCCCCAAGAAAGAAGGUCACUGGGAGUGUAGUACCUGUUCAGUCAGAAACGAACCCACUGCGUCUAGGUGUAACACAUGCCAGAAUACACAGUCUGCUGGCAAAAGUGGGUCUUCAUUUGUCCAGCCAUCUUCCUUUAAAUUUGGUCAGGGAGAUCUUCCUAAAUCCGUUAGCAGUGAUUUCAGAUCAGUAAUUUUUUGUGCUAAGGAAGGAGAGUGGGAUUGCAGCGCAUGUCUUAAACUCAAUGAAGGCAGCUCUACAAAAUGUAAUGCUUGUCAGCAUCCAAGAAAACAGAGUCAACCUGCUUAUGUUCCAGCACCUGCCUCUUUUAAGUUUAGUACUUCAGAGACAAGCAGGACUCCGAAGAGUGGAUUUGAAGGCAUGUAUGCUAAGAAGGAAGGACAAUGGGACUGCAGUGUAUGCUUGGUACGGAAUGAAGCAAGUGCUACCAAAUGUAUUUCUUGUCAGAAUCCAAGUGAAGAGAGCCUGCCUAGUUCUGCUGUUUCAGCACCUGCCUCUUCAGAGAUGAGCCAGGCUCCAAAGAGUGGAUUUGAGGGAAUGUUCACCAAGAAGGAAGGACAGUGGGAUUGCAGUGUGUGCUUGGAACGAAAUGAGAAUUCUUCUUUAAAAUGUGUGGCUUGUGACAACUCUAAGCCAACCCACAAGCCGCCUGUUGCAGAAACUUCAGUUUUAACUGUAGGCCCCAAAUCUGCAUUAAGGGACUCGUCUGGAAGUCAGAUGGGCACAGGAUUUAAAACAGGCUUUUCAGGAAAAGGUUUUAAAUUCGGAAGUUCUGAGCAAGGUUUUAAAUUUGGGCAUGUGGAUCCAGAAAAUAUACCUUCAUUUACAUUUCAGAGUUCUAAUGCUGAAUCCAAGUCAACAAAAGAAGGAUUUAAGUUUUCCAUCCCUGUGUCUGCUGAUGGAUUUAAAUUUGGCAUCCAGGAGCCAGGAAACCAAGAGAAGAGUGACAAUGAGAAGCCCAUUGAAAGUGACACUGGUUUGCAGGCCCAGGAGGCCAGUGCCCAGAAGAAUGGAGGUGGUUUGACUUUUGGUCAGACUAGUAGCACUUUUACCUUUGCAGAUCUUGCAAAAUCAACUUCAGGGGAAGGAUUUAAAUUUGGCCAAAAAGAUCCUAAUUUUAAGGGAUUUUCUGGUGCUGGAGAAAAAUUAUUUUCAUCACAGAGUGGUAAAAUUGUUGAUAAAACCACGUCAGCGGACCUUGAAAAAGAUGAUGAUGCCUAUAAGACUGAAGACAGUGAUGACAUCCAUUUCGAACCAGUAGUUCAAAUGCCUGAAAAAGUAGAACUUGUAACAGGGGAGGAAGAUGAAAAAGUUCUUUACUCACAGAGGGUGAAAUUAUUUAGAUUUGAUGCUGAGAUAAGUCAGUGGAAAGAAAGGGGCUUAGGGAACCUAAAAAUUCUCAAAAAUGAAGUAAAUGGCAAACUGAGGAUGCUGAUGCGAAGAGAACAAGUGCUAAAAGUCUGUGCUAAUCAUUGGAUCACCACCACAAUGAACCUGAAGCCGCUCUCUGGAUCUGAUAGAGCAUGGAUGUGGUUAGCUAGCGAUUUUUCUGAUGGUGAUGCUAAGCUAGAACAACUAGCAGCAAAAUUUAAAACACCAGAGCUAGCUGAAGAAUUCAAGCAGAAAUUCGAAGAAUGCCAGAGACUUUUAUUAGACAUACCACUUCAAACCCCCCAUAAACUUGUUGAUACGGGGCGAGCUGCCAAGUUAAUCCAGAGAGCUGAAGAAAUGAAGAGUGGACUGAAAGAUUUCAAAACCGUUUUGACAAAUGAGCAAACAAAAGUCACCGACGAAGAGAAUACGAGUCCAGGCUCAAGUGCUGCCAAUGUUUCAGACACGAGUAAGCCAAAUUCUGAAAACACGGGGCCUACAUUAGAGUGGGAUAACUAUGAUUUACGAGAAGAUACUUUGGAUGACAGUGUGAGUAGCUCAGUACACGCUUCUCCAUUGGCAAGUAGCCCUGUGAGAAAAAACCUCUUCCGAUUUGGUGAGUCAACAACAGGAUUUAACUUCAGUUUCAAAUCUGCCUUGAGUCCAUCUAAGUCUCCUGCCAAGUUAAAUCAGAGCGGGACUUCCGUUGGUACUGAUGAAGAAUCCGAUGUCACUCAAGAAGAGGAAAGAGAUGGGCAGUACUUUGAACCCGUUGUGCCUUUACCUGAUCUCGUCAAAGUAUCCAGUGGUGAAGAAAAUGAACAGGUUGUUUUUAGUCACAGAGCAAAACUCUAUAGAUAUGACAAAGAUGUUGGCCAGUGGAAAGAAAGGGGCAUUGGCGAUAUCAAGAUUUUACAGAAUUACGAGAACAAGCAAGUUCGCAUAGUGAUGAGAAGAGACCAGGUAUUAAAACUUUGUGCAAAUCACCGAAUAACUCCAGACAUGACUUUACAAAAUAUGAAAGGGACAGAAAGAGUGUGGGUGUGGACUGCAUGUGAUUUUGCAGAUGGAGAAAGAAAAGUAGAACAUUUAGCUGUUCGCUUUAAACUACAAGAUGUUGCAGACUCAUUUAAGAAAAUUUUUGAUGAAGCAAAACUCUCUCAAGAAAAGGAUUCCUUGAUAACUCCUCACGUUUCUUGUCCCAAUACUCCCAGAGAGUCACCAUGUGGCAAAAUUGCUGUAGCUGUGUUAGAAGAAACCACUAGAGAGAGGACGGAUUUGAUUCAAGGCGAGGAUACAGCAGAUGCACCUUCAGAAGUUGGAGAAGUGUCUAGCAUAUUUGAAACCACGACAAAAGCUGUGGUUUCUCCUCCAAAGUUUGUCUUUGGUUCAGAGUCUGUUAAAAGCAUUUUUAGUAGUGAAAAAUCCAAACCAUUUGCUUUUGGCAACAGUUCAGCCACUGGGUCUUUGUUUGGAUUUAGUUUUAAUGCACCUUUGAAAAAUAACAAUAGUGAAGCCACUUCAGUCGUCCAAAGUGGAUCUGAAAGAAAAGUGGAACCUAACAGAUGUGAACUGUCAGAGAACUCUGAUAACAAGCAGUCUUCAGAUCGCAAAGCCAGGAAUGUCUCUGCUUCCUCUCCAAAGGAAGAGUCUGCGGCUCACGACACAUUUAAAGCACCAGAGAAGGAAAAAGAGAAGGAGCCACCAGGAGAAGCUCCUCCAGAUGAUGACGUUCUCAUUGUGUACGAGCUAACUCCAACCCCUGCGCAGAAAGCCCUUGCCAGCACACUGAAGCUCCCUUCAACUUUCUUCUGUUAUAAGAAUAAACCAGAUUAUGUUAGUGAGGAAGAGGAUGACGAUGAAGAUUUUGAAGCAGCUGUGAAGAAACUGAAUGGGAAACUGUAUUUGGAUGACUCAAAGAAACAUCAAGCAGUUACCGACAAAGAAUGUGUUAUUGUUUGGGAAAAGAAACCCACACUUGCAGAGAAAGCAAAAGCAGAUAUAUUAAAGCUUCCACCUACCUUUUUCUGUGGAGUAUGCAGUGAUACUGAGGAGGACAAUGGAAAUGGGGAAGACUUUCAGUCAGAGCUUCAAAAAGUUCAGGAAGCCCAAAAAUCACACAGUGAGCAAAUGAGUGUUACUACUCCGUCUGAGAGGAUGUGUACAGGUGGGAUGAAAGUGUCCCCUCCAUUUUUCUGUAACUCUGAAGAAGCAGGUUCUCAGAUCAAAUCUGUUACUUCAGCACCGAUUUCUUCGGGAACCGAGGACAAACCUGUAGAUCUGUCUACAAAGAAGGAAAAUGAAACAGAUUCCACAAGCCAAGUGGAAAGCAAAACAGUUCCAAUUGUGUUUGGAUGCAGCACAGGGCUAUCAUUUGCAGACUUGGCUUCCAGUAGUUCUGGGGAUUUUGCUUUUGGCUCUAAAGAUAAAAAUUUCCAGUGGGCAAAUACUGGAGCAGCUGUGUUUGGUACACAGUCAACCAAUAAAGGUGGUGAAGAUGAAGAUGGUAGUGAUGAAGAAGUAGUUCAUAAUGAAGAUAUCCAUUUUGAACCAAUAGUGUCAUUACCAGAGGUAGAAGUAAAAUCUGGAGAAGAAGAUGAAGAAAUUUUGUUUAAAGAGAGAGCCAAACUUUAUAGAUGGGACCGAGAUGUCGUUCAGUGGAAAGAGAGAGGUGUUGGAGAUAUAAAGAUCCUUUGGCACACAAUAAAGAACUAUUAUCGGAUCCUAAUGAGACGAGACCAGGUCUUUAAAGUAUGCGCAAAUCAUGUAAUUACAAAAACAAUGGAAUUAAAACCGUUAAAUGUUUCAAAUAAUGCUUUAGUUUGGACUGCUUCAGAUUAUGCUGAUGGAGAAGCAAAAGUAGAACAGCUUGCAGUGAGAUUUAAAACUAAAGAAAUGGCUGAUUGUUUUAAGAAAAAAUUUGAAGAAUGUCAACAGAAUUUAUUGAAUCAGACAGAACAAGCAUCACUUACAGCAGAAUUAUCCAAGGAAACAAAUCCUGUGGUAUUUUUUGAUGUUGGCGUAGAUGAUGAAUCUCUAGGACGUAUAACCAUGGAGUUAUUUUCAAACAUUGUUCCUCACACUGCUGAGAACUUCAGAGCUCUGUGCACCGGAGAGAAGGGCUUUGGUUUUAAGAAUUCUAUUUUCCACAGAAUAAUUCCAGAUUUCAUUUGCCAAGGAGGAGAUAUUACCAAACAUGAUGGAACAGGAGGACGGUCCAUUUACGGAGAUAACUUUGAAGAUGAAAAUUUUAAUGUGAAACACACUGUUCCUGGGUUACUGUCAAUGGCCAACCAUGGCCGGGACACCAAUAAUUCUCAAUUUUUCAUAACACUGAAAAAAGCAGAACAUCUGGACUUUAAACAUGUAGUAUUUGGGUUUGUUAAGGAUGGCAUGGAUACUGUGAAAAAGAUGGAAUCAUUUGGUUCUCCCACCGGGUUGGUUAGUCGAAGAAUUUGUAUCACAGAAUGUGGACAGAUAUAAAAAUCAAUGUUUUUCAUAGUUAACUUUAUCUGUAUCAACAGUUAAAUUGAAGCUUAGCUGUCACAGACAAUUUGGCAAUUAUGUUCAGCUUUUGAAAUUGGACGCUUCCCAUGUAUAAAUGUAAAAUUGCAGCUUAUAGCUGUUGUCAUUUUUUAAUGUGUUAUAAUUGACCUUGCAUGGUGUGAAAUAAAAGUUUAAACACUGGUGUAUUUCAGGUGUACCUGUGUUUAUGUACUCCUGACCUUUGUAUUAAAAGUGGAAUACUAAUCUUGUUAAAAGCAAUAGACCACCUCAAUCUAUUGAAGAAUAUGAUAUAUGCAAUUUUAUUUUAAUUCCUUUUAAGAUAUUUGGACUUCCUGCAUGGAUAUACUUAACCUUUUGAAUAAAGGGACCAUAACUUAGAUUUUUAUUUUUAAGUUUUUUAAGAUUUGAAGUAUAUUUGGUAAUCUUAAUUGUUGUGUGCUCAUUUGUGCAGACUCAUUUAUGAAUGGGUAGAGCCACAGAAGCUAGAGACCUAACCAAAGUGCUCUUCUACAGUCUUGCACCUCCUGUAUAGUUAGAGGCUAACUUUUAAGUAGGAUCCUUUUCUUGAAAUGAUAUGUAGCUUCCUGUGCCCUUUGAAAGGCAGUAAUUUUUACAUUUUAAACAAGUUGAUGAUUUCCUUUGAGUUUUUGUUUUAUUUUAUAACUCUUCUGUCAUCUGUCUCUACUACCUCAGAAACUGCAGCUUAGUUCUGAUGAAAAGAACUUGAUUUUUUUUCCUUGAAGUUAUUGUGAUAAAGUAUGAAUAUUUUUAAAAAGGUCUAUAUCGUGUUGUUUGGGUAAAGAUUUGCUUUAUUACUAGAUUGUUGCAGUACCUUUUCUGGUGAAUUUUGUAGCAGAAAUAAAGUAACUUGAUAACAGCCAUGACAUUUAAAAAAUUCA
Molecule: messenger RNA, 10045 nt
Organism: Echinops telfairi (small Madagascar hedgehog)
Lineage: Eukaryota; Metazoa; Chordata; Mammalia; Afrosoricida; Tenrecidae
Gene: RANBP2
Product: RAN binding protein 2
Exons: 29
Coding region: 21-9122 (3033 amino acids)
Biological process (GO): protein peptidyl-prolyl isomerization; protein folding; NLS-bearing protein import into nucleus
Cellular component (GO): cytoplasm; nuclear pore
Molecular function (GO): protein binding; GTPase activator activity; peptidyl-prolyl cis-trans isomerase activity
Source: RefSeq, a predicted model, not a curated record